AUGGAUGGUGGACUUCACAAUGUGGAUGGACCAACAAAUCCCUCUGACUCCGAGCAACCUCGUACUCUGAGGGAUGGUGACGGAAUUCAGGGGGAGGAGACCUUUUCCUGUCCUGAAUGCGGGGAAAGUUUUACCUCUGAAUUAAGUCUCACUGUACAUCAGAGAUCUCACACAGGUGAGAAGGUUCAUUCCUGUUCUGAGUGCGGGAAAUGUUUCCUUCAUAAAUCAGAACUUGUCAUACAUUGCAGAUCUCACACAGGAGAAAAGCAAAAUUCCUGCCCCGAAUGUGGGAAAUGCUUUAUAGAUAAAUCACAACUUGCUAGACAUCUGAGAUCUCACACGGGGGAGAAGCCAUAUUCCUGCCCUGAGUGCUGGAAAUGUUUUUCACAGAAAUCACAACUUGUUACACAUCAGAGAUCUCACACAGGGGAGAAGCCAUAUUUAUGCUCCGAGUGCGGGAAAACUUUUUCGCGGAAAUCAGUUCUGCUUAGACAUCAGACAUCCCACACUGGGGAGAAGCCAUUUUCCUGCCCUGAGUGUGGGAAAUGUUUUUCACAGUUUUCCUCUCUCUACUCACAUCAAAAGAUGCACACAGAUGAAAAGCCGUAUUCUUGCCCUGAGUGUGGGAAAUGUUUUUCUUGGAAAACAAAACUUGUUAGGCAUCAAAGAUCUCACACUGAAGAGAAGUCAUGUUCCUGCCCUGAAUGUGGGAAAUGUUUUACAGAUAAAUCACAACUUGCGAGACACCAGAGAUCUCACACAGGGGAGAAGCCAUAUGCCUGCCCUGAGUGUGGAAAAUGUUUUUCACAGACAUCAGUUCUGGUUAGACAUCAGAGAUCUCACACAGGAGAGAAGCCAUAUUCCUGUCCUGAGUGUGGAAAAUCUUUUUCAGAAAAAUCAGGCCUUGUUAAACAUCAGAGAUUGCACACGGGGGAGAAGCCGUAUUCUUGCCCUGAGUGUGGGAAAUGUUUUUCAAGGUUGUCCUAUCUUUACUCACAUCAGAGAAUCCACACGGGGGAGAAACCCUAUUCCUGUCCUGAGUGUGGGAAAUGUUUUAUAGAUAAAUCACAACUUGUUAGACAUCAGAGAUCUCACACGGGAGAGAAACCGUAUUCCUGUUCUGAGUGUGGGAAAUGCUUUUCACAGAAAUCAGACCUUUUUAGGCAUCAAAGAUUGCACACGGGAGAGAAGCCAAAUUCUUGCCCGGAAUGUGGGAAAUGUUUUAUAGAGAAAUCACAACUUGUUAAACAUCAGAGAUCUCACACGGGGGAGAGGCCGUAUUCCUGCCCGGAGUGUGGGAAAUGUUUUUCACAGACGUCAGACCUUGUUAAACAUCAACGAUCUCAUACGGGGGAGAAGCCAUAUUCCUGCCUUGAAUGUGGGAAGUGUUUUAUCGAUAAAUCACAACUUAUUAAACAUCAGAGAUGUCACACGGGGGAGAAGCCGUACUCUUGCCUUGAGUGCGGGAAAUCUUUUUCACAGAAAUCAAUUCUGGUUAGACAUCAGAAAUCUCACACUGGAGAAAAGCCAUAUUCCUGCCCUGAGUGUGGGAAAUGUUUUUUACACAAAUCAGACCUUGUUAUCCAUCAAAGAACUCACACGGGGGAGAAGCUGUAUUCUUGCCCUGAGUGCAGGAAAUCUUUUUCACGGUUUUCCUCUCUUUACUCACAUCAGAAGAUUCAUACAGGUGAGAAGCCAUAUUCUUGCCCUGAGUGCGGGAAAUGUUUCUCAUGGAAAUCAAAACUUGUAAGGCAUCAGAGAUCUCACACUGGGGAGAAGCCGUAUUGCUGCCCCGAAUGUGGGGAAAGUUUUAGAUCUGAAUUAAGUCUUACCGUACAUCAGAGAUCUCACACAGGUGAUAAGGUUCAUUCCUGUUCUGAGUGCGGGAAAUGUUUUCUUCAUGUAUCAGAACUUGUCAUACAUUGCAGAUCUCACACAGAGGAGAAGUUGUAUUCCUGCCCUGAAUGUGGAAAAUGUUUUACACGGAAAUCGCAACUUAAUAGACAUUACAGAUCUCACACGGGGGAGAAGCCUUAUUCCUGCUCAGAGUGUGGGAAAUGUUUUUUACAGAGUUCAGACCUUGUUAGACAUCGGAGGUCUCACACAGGCGACAAGCCGUAUUCCUGCCCUGAGUGCGGGAAAUGUUUUUCACAAAUAUCAGUCCUUUAUAGACAUCAGGGAUCUCACCCAGGGGAGAAGCCGUAUUUCUGCCCCGAGUGUGGAAAAUGUUUUCCACGGAAAUUAGACCUAAGUAAACAUCAGAGGAUGCACACGGGAGAGAAGCCAAACCCUUGCUCUGAAUGUGGGAAAUGUUUCACACAGAAAUCAAAACUUAUUAGACAUCAGAGAUCUCACACGGGGGAGAAGCCGUACUCUUGCCCUGAGUGCGGGAAAUGUUUUUUACAGAAAUCAGACCUUGUUAUUCAUCAGAGAUUGCACACUGGAGAGAAGCCGUAUUCCUGCCCUGAGUGUGGGAAAUGUUUUUCGUGGUUUUCCUCUCUUUACAAACAUCAGAAGGCUCACACAGGGGAGAAGCCGUAUUCCUGUCCAGAAUGCGAGAAAUGUUUUUCACAGAAAUCACACCUUGCUAAGCACCAGAGAUCUCACACGGGGGAAAAGCCGUAUUCUUGCCUUGAAUGCGGGAAAUGUUUUUUACACAGUUCGGACCUUGUUAAACAUCAGAGAUCCCACACGGGGGAGAAGCCGUAUUCCUGUCCCAAAUGCGGGAAAUGUUUUUUACAAAAAUCAGACCUUGUUAAACAUCAGAGAUCUCACACAGGGGAGAAGCCGUAUUCCUGCCCUAAAUGCAAAAAAUGUUUUUUCACUUAA
Messenger RNA from Staurois parvus, 2829 nucleotides. NCBI's taxonomy places the organism in Eukaryota, Metazoa, Chordata, Amphibia, Anura, Ranidae. The record is from the annotation of a GenBank genome assembly.